AUGUCGAUCGACACCAGCAGUGAAGACUUUCUGCUCCAGAUCCCACCCGAACUCCGCUUGAUCAUCUACGACUGCGCCGCCGACGACCACGGACCAGGAAUGUGGCCGACCUGUCUCAUGCUUGGUAACAUCAGACUCAGGACUGUCGACUUCAACUUCAUCGUGCACGCAGAGAAGAAGCAUGCCCACCUCGUCGGAGACAUCGAAGACGUUCUUGUUCAAUUAGGCCGUUGUCCAAACCUGGAGAAGUUGACGUUUUCGGUCAGCUUGAUUAAGUUUGCGGAGCAGAAACGGGCAGCCAUCAAGAGGAUCCUGGACCCGCAGAGGGUCGAGCGACACAAGCAGCAGACGCGAUGA
Messenger RNA from Saxophila tyrrhenica, 357 nucleotides. RefSeq lists its product as uncharacterized. The transcript has 2 exons. The record is from RefSeq and is a predicted model, not a curated record. Lineage: Eukaryota; Fungi; Ascomycota; Dothideomycetes; Mycosphaerellales; Extremaceae. The coding region runs from base 1 to 357 and encodes 118 amino acids.